AAUAAAUAUUACAAAAACAACAUUUUUUAAAUAAAUUUCUAAUGAAUAUUCAUUACACAUAUUAGAAUUUGAAAUUAACUUGAGUUCAGUAUUCGCUUCCGAUUGUCUUUUUCUUUGCUGCAUCUUCUCUAAUACACGAGAUCAGCAUGUCGUCCCACUUGAAUUGGAUGAUAGUCCGCAACAACAAUGCUUUCUUAUUAAAAAAAAGAAAUAUCAAUAAACCCUUCUCAACGGAACCCAAUAAUCUGACUAACCUAAGCAGCUAUCGCUACUCUGGAUUGGUUCACAGAAAAACAGUGGGUGUCGUUGAUACUCCUGAUAAAAAAGGCUUUACUGUUGUCUACAAAAAACCCAAAUCUGUUAUGAAACCAGCAAAAGCUACUAUCCGAAGGACUAUGAAGGCUGGAGCUCGAAGAUCAUUGUAUAAGCUGAAGAACUUAUUGUCAUGCAAUAAAUAUCGUCGUGAUCUUAUCAAGCCUGCUCUUCGCCGUGCAAGUGCUGUUCUUCGGUCACAGAAGCCUUUACCAGCUAAGAAAACUAGAGCACCUAAAAAAGCUGAUUAAUUAUUGAGUUUCUAUAAUAAAAUACUUUAAAAAAAAAA
Messenger RNA from Chelonus insularis, 601 nucleotides. RefSeq names its product ribosomal protein L28 (gene RpL28). The transcript is spliced from 4 exons. Gene Ontology annotation, molecular function: structural constituent of ribosome. The record is from RefSeq and is a predicted model, not a curated record. Gene Ontology annotation, cellular component: ribosome; cytosolic large ribosomal subunit. Bases 147 to 563 code for a protein of 138 amino acids. Lineage: Eukaryota; Metazoa; Arthropoda; Insecta; Hymenoptera; Braconidae. Gene Ontology annotation, biological process: translation.